UGAAAGCUAUCAUUGACUGUUAGUGGACGGAUUGCAUUUCAAACGAGUGGUUUCAUGGUCAGUUUGCUAUUUAGGUAAGAUUAUUUCUUGUCUCAAGCGUUUGACUAUAUCAUGGUUACUGGCCAAGAGCUAAUUACCAAUCAGAGACGAACGUUUAGUGGUAGAGUUUUUUUUUAAAUACGUAGCAAGUUAGUUAUAUUGGAACUAGAAUAUUAGCCACGCUUAAGUAUGCAGUUUUUAAGGAUUGGUUACAAUUCCGUCAGCACCUCCGGAAAACAUAUUUUGUCUCGUCAUGUUAGGGACUCCGUGUGCUCGCUUUUUGCUUUUCAGUUUACUACCUUAAACCACAUGUCAACCUCUGCAGAGCCAGUGGUUAUCAGGGUACCCCGGAGAAUGCAAGAAAACAUUGAAAAUGUUAAACAGAUGAAAGGCAAAAAAGCUGAAAAGGUCAAUACAGUCAAACCUGGGAAACUUCUAAUAAUGAGCAAGAACUCUCAACUGAACCAGGCUUCGGGCUAUACGCUUGGUAAAUUUGAACAACCGACCCUUGCUUCAAAAGGAUGGAAACACAGUAAGUCAUUUGGGGACUACUUUGUGAUAAAUAAAACACGGGACGUUCCACCUUGCGUUAGAGAAGCUGUACCGGAGGAAAACUUAAAGACCACAAACAAAACGAUAACAUUUAAAUCUCUGAAUCUCUGCACAGAUAUUGUGGAAAUCCUGAGACGUGAUAAUAUCCUUUACCCUACGACUGUGCAGCUGCAAACCAUCCCCAAGCUUCUCCGUGGUUGCAAUGUCCUUUGUGCGGCUGAAACUGGAAGCGGAAAAACACUGACUUACUUGCUUCCUGUUAUUCAUAAACUGAAGGGAGAAAUUGGGGCAGACGACUUCAGAGUGGUUGCACCACACACAGGCUGUGUGGUCCUCGUGCCAUCCAGAGAGUUAGCAGAGCAGGUGACAUCUGUUGCUAAGGCCUUGUGUCAUCCCUUUGGGAUGAAGGUGAAAGUGGUGGGAGGCGGAAGGGGUGUAGGUAAUAUAAAGCUUGCAUUCGCCAGUGGUCCUCCGGACAUUUUAGUUGCCACUCCUGGUGCACUGAUCAAAGCUCUCCGCAGACACUGUUUGAGCAUGACUGAGCUUAGCUUCUUUGUAAUCGAUGAGGCCGACACCUUGUUUGACCCGAGCUUUGCAGACAUGGUGCAAACCAUUUUAACCCACGCACACAUAGCGUCCAGCCCUUCGCAGACGCAAGGCCCAGGCCGUAAGGCUCAACUGGUGGUGGUGGGGGCAACGUUCCCUGGCGGGGUUGGAGAUGUGCUCAGUCAGGUGACUGACUUGGGCAGUAUCGUCACUGUCAAGAGCCAGAUGCUCCACUUCCUGAUGCCUCAUGUGAAGCAGACGUUUUUGAAAGUGAAGGGCGAGGACAAGCUCCUGGAGCUCCACCAGGCCUUGAAGGCCGCAGAGCAGGGCAACUCGGCGGUGCUGGUGUUCUGUAACAGGGCGUCUACCGUGAACUGGCUGGGAUACAUGCUGGAGGACUUCGGCGUUCCCCACUCGCGCAUUCAGGGCGAAAUGCCGGCGACCGUAAGAGCAGGGAUCUUCCGUUCCUUCCAGAAAGGCCUUGUGAACGUCUUGAUCUGCACGGACAUCGCCUCCCGAGGCCUGGACACGCAGAGGGUGAAGCUUGUCAUCAACUACGAUUUCCCAGAAUCCCAUGCGGACUACAUCCACCGGGCCGGACGCGUGGGCCGAGCAGGGGGCGGGGGCGGGGGCGAUGGGGCCGUCCUCAGCUUCGUCACUCACCCGUGGGAUGUGGAGCUGGUGCAGACCAUCGAGACCGCCGCCAGGAGAAGAAGCGUUCUGCCCGGAAUGGAGUCGGCCAUCCGCAAGUCGGCCCCGAAACCAGACACCAAUAAGGACCCUGAAAGCUGAGCUGGGUGUGCUUUUUUUUGUCCUCCAAAAUAUUUAUAUGAAUGAACUUUCCCCUUCCAAGGUGUUGCUUUUUUCAAUGACUUUUACACACGUAAGCUUACAUUUAGGCAAAAAGCCUCCUUCGUGUUUUGUUGAUCGCUGUGAAGCCCAGUCAGAGCUCACUGAACUGCUCACUCAGUUCAAAUUAGGUUAGGGUCCGUCCAGAUUAAAUGCAGUCAGUUCAGGAAAUGAAUUUCAACUCAUGAAUUGAAAUAUACCAAUAAUGUUGUAAAUGAUUCCUAAGUUCAUUUGAUUCAUUUAGUUUCCAGAGUUGACUGAAGAACCUGGCCCAGAUAUGGUCAUAUUUUUCAGCAAGUGUUGUAUAAAUUAAAAUUGGACAAGGCAUAAUUUAAUUAGAUUUUUAAAUGUUGCGCAUGCAUGGAGACGGUACAUCUGAUUAAACUGAAUCCAUUUUAAAAUG
Anguilla rostrata (American eel) is the source of this 2389-nucleotide messenger RNA. It is a transcript of the gene ddx28, whose product is annotated as DEAD (Asp-Glu-Ala-Asp) box polypeptide 28. Lineage: Eukaryota; Metazoa; Chordata; Actinopteri; Anguilliformes; Anguillidae. Bases 229 to 1929 code for a protein of 566 amino acids. Gene Ontology annotation, molecular function: mRNA binding; ATP binding. The transcript has a single exon. The record is from RefSeq and is a predicted model, not a curated record.